Messenger RNA from Scatophagus argus, 1490 nucleotides. Its product is annotated as heterogeneous nuclear ribonucleoprotein A/B-like. The transcript has 9 exons. Gene Ontology annotation, cellular component: nucleoplasm. Lineage: Eukaryota; Metazoa; Chordata; Actinopteri; Scatophagidae. The record is from RefSeq and is a predicted model, not a curated record. The coding region runs from base 170 to 1114 and encodes 314 amino acids. Gene Ontology annotation, biological process: regulation of gene expression. Gene Ontology annotation, molecular function: RNA binding.
CGGUUUGUCCAAUCACAGGCUUUUUCACUGCAACGUACCCUGGCGCUUGGUCACAUCCGGUCAUAUAUAUGUUGCCACGAGUUAGCGGCGAAUUUGGAGUGUCCAUUUUGAGCAGCGAUUCGGCGUCUCUGUUAUUUCUCACUUAAAUCUCUCAGAGCCCACCUUCAGAAUGGCAGAUGCUGAGACUCUCCUCAUGGAGACAUCAGACCAGAACGGCAACGAGGGAGAGGAUGACCAGAAUGGAGCCGAACAGGAGCUUAUGGUUGGAGAGGAUAGCCAGGACAGUGGCACAGAUGGAGGCAAAAUUGAUGCCAGUAAAGGAGAAGAGGAUGCAGGGAAAAUGUUCGUGGGCGGCCUCAGCUGGGACACGAGUAAAAAGGACCUGAAGGAUUACUUCAGUAAGUUUGGUGAGGUCUCGGACUGUACCAUCAAGAUGGACUCCAGCACGGGCCGGUCCCGAGGCUUUGGCUUCGUUCUCUUCAAGGACGCCUCCAGUGUGGACAAGGUGCUGGAACAGAAGGAACACAGACUGGACGGUCGUCCGAUCGACCCCAAGAGGGCCAUGGCCAUGAAGAAGGAGCCUGUCAAGAAGAUCUUUGUCGGGGGGUUGAACCCUGAGGCCACUGAGGACACCAUCAGGGAAUACUUUGGGGCCUUUGGAGAGAUCGAAACCAUCGAGCUUCCCAUUGACCCCAAAUCGAAGAAAAGGAGGGGUUUCAUCUUCAUCACGUACAAAGAAGAAGCUAGUGUCAAGAAGUGUCUGGAGAAGAAAUACCACAACAUCCAGGGCGGCAGGUGCGAGCUGAAGAUCGCCCAGCCGAAGGAGGUGUACCAGCAGCAGCAGUAUGGAGCGGGACGUGGCGGUUACGGAAACCGGGGAGGCAGGGGUCGUGGGGGUCAGGGCCAGGGGUGGAAUCAGGGCUACGGAAACUACUGGAACCAGGGAUACGGUAAUCAAGGCUAUGGCUACGGCGGAUAUGGAGGCUAUGGAAACUAUGACUACUCUUCUGGUUACUACGGAUACGGUCCUGGAUAUGAUUACAACCAGGGCAAUGCCAGCUACGGGAAAACACCAAGACGAGGGGGACACCAGACCGGCUACAAGCCGUACUGAUGAUCACGUGGUAGUGCAAGGACUCCAGUGACACAGUGAGAUCAACAGCUGGACGGACACACUGGGCAUGACUCAACCUCUUUUAUGACAGACCAUUUGUACAGAAAACAUCCGAAAUGUAAUUUUUCUUUUUUUUUUCUUUUUUUUUUAAUCCUAUCAUUUUUAGGUUUUAUGUUCCCUUUGGUGUUCUUUUUUUUUUUUUUCUUUCCCUCCACAUUUCCAUCAAUGGAAGUGUAAUUUUUACUGUACUUUUUGGUACCUGUUUUGAUUCUAAUGUAUUGUAAGGCUUGUAUUUUACAUGUUUGCUGGCUUUACAGGGUGAAAAUCUUGGCGCUGUAAAGGAGCUUUUUUGACAAAUAAAAACUGUUUUCAGUAA